UUAAAAUUUAAUUAAAAUAAAUUUCUUUAUCGUUUCUGACAAAAAAAAACAUGGAAAAAUUCUUGAAAAUUUUAACAUUAUCGGUAUUGGUUCUAGGUAUCCAAGUAAUUAAAUGCGAUGAAAUUGGCGAUAUCCACCCUGUUACUACUACCAAACUCACGGACACUUUGGCAUCAGGGCGCUUAGAAAAUAUCGGCCAGAAAUUCACCUUGCAAUUAUUGAAAUCUUUGCAGGACAAAAAUAUAGGACAUACAAAUGGCAUCCCCGUUUCGGAUCAGAAAAAUUUGAUAUUUUCACCUUUUAACAUUAUCGAUGCUCUGACUCUUUUGUUGCUGGGAGCCGGAGGUGAAACGUUUAAGGAGUUGUUCAAAACUUUACAUUACGGAGAUGUAUUCCGUGGAUCGAAGGAUAUUACUGCCAAAAAUCAGGAAAUUUUACACACGGCCAUUCACGGGGCUAUUCGAACUCUUAAAAAUUAUCGAAAUACGACCAUAGAGAUAUCGAACGCGAUUUAUCCGGAAGAAAGUUUUAAAAUCGAUCCUACCUUCAUCAAAAAAGCCUUCAAAUAUUACGAGGCGCAGGUCAAGACUUUGAAUUACAAAUCUCAAGCCGAUGCCGGGGUUAAGAUCAUCAAUUCCGAAGUUUCUAAGAAUACUAAGGGCUUAAUCAAGGACUUAUUACCUCGCGGGUCUCUUGAUUCGAACACCAAAUUAGUCAUGGUGAAUGCCAUUUACUUUAAGAGCGAUUGGGAUGACCGUUUCGACACAAAGUUAACCACUUUACAGGCCUUUACGAGGGACGAUGGAAUAGUCGAAAAUGUUAAAAUGAUGUUUGGCCACAAGAAUGCUCGAUACGGUAGCACUAAGAUGAAGAUGAUAGGAGACCUGCCAACUUCUGUUCCAGAUCAAGAGAUCCAAGUUCUCCGAAUGCAAUAUGCCAAUCCCAAUUUGGCUAUGUUUUUUGUGCUCCCCGAGAAAAAUGGAUUAUCAAAUUUGAUCAAGGUCUUAUCCAGCGAAUCACUCUCUUCCCUGAUGAAGAUGGUCGAAAACACCUUGGUAGAUAUUACUCUUCCAGUUUUCGAGACAAGAUACGAUGUCGCCCUCUCCGAGACCCUGAAAAAUCUUGGUCUUAGAAACAUAUUUGACUCCACUGCAGAUUUUACUGGUUUGACAGGAUCAAUUACACCUAUCACCGAUAAGCUAUAUGUCAGCGAAAUAUUUCACAAGGCGGUUAUCGAGGUGAACUAAAAAGGAACCGAGGCAGCUGCAGCAUCCGGUUCAGUGAUAACCUCAUAUUCCUUACCAAUUGUUAGAAAAUUUAAAGCCGACAGGCCGUUCUUGUAUUUCAUCCUGGACACCACUGGUCAUGUCUUGUUCAUCGGGACUUAUAUCAAGCAAUAAUGAUCAUAAUUAUAUGAUAUAGCUUGCAAAAAAUUUUAUCUAAUAUAUAUAUAUAUACCUUUUAUUGUAGCACAUAUACUGUUUUGUUAUAUUAAUAUUGAAUGAAGGUUUUACUUUGAUUCAAAAAAAAAACGAU
Gordionus sp. m RMFG-2023 is the source of this 1536-nucleotide messenger RNA. Its product is annotated as leukocyte elastase inhibitor-like. The record is from RefSeq and is a predicted model, not a curated record. NCBI's taxonomy places the organism in Eukaryota, Metazoa, Nematomorpha, Gordioida, Chordodea, Parachordodidae. The coding region runs from base 51 to 1247 and encodes 398 amino acids. Gene Ontology annotation, molecular function: serine-type endopeptidase inhibitor activity. The transcript has 4 exons.